AUGGGCAGAUCAGAAAGUCAGAUGGAUAUAACUGAUAUCAGCACUCCAAGGCCAAAGAAACAACGAUGGACCCCACUGGAGAUCAGUCUCUCCGUCCUUGUCCUGCUCCUUACCAUCAUCGCUGUGACGAUGAUCGCACUCUAUGCAACCUAUGAUGAUGGUAUUUGUAAGUCGUCAGACUGCAUAAAAUCAGCCGCUCGACUGAUCCAGAACAUGGAUGCUACUGCUGAGCCUUGUACAGACUUUUUUAAAUAUGCCUGUGGAGGCUGGUUGAAACGCAACGUCAUUCCUGAGACCAGCUCCCGUUACAGUAACUUUGACAUUUUAAGAGAUGAACUAGAAGUCAUUUUGAAAGAUGUUCUUCAAGAACCCAAAACUGAAGAUAUAGUAGCAGUGCAGAAAGCAAAAACAUUGUACAGAUCUUGUAUAAAUGAAUCUGCCAUUGAUAGCAGAGGCGGAAAACCUCUACUCAGUCUGUUACCAAAUAUAUAUGAUUGGCCAGUAGCAACAGAAAACUGGGAGCGAACAUAUGGUACUUCUUGGACGGCUGAGAAAUCUAUUGCACGACUGAAUUCUAAAUAUGGGAAAAAGGUCAUUCUUAAUUUUUUUGUUGGCACUGAUGAUAAGAACUCUGUGAACCAUAUAAUUCAUAUUGACCAGCCUCGACUUGGCCUCCCUUCCAGAGACUAUUAUGAAUGCACUGGAGUAUAUGAAGAGGCUUGUACAGCAUAUGUGGAUUUUAUGAUUUCUGUGGCCAGGUUGAUUCGUAAGGAGAGAGGACUGCCCAUCGAUGAAAACCAACUUUCUUUGGAAAUGAAGAGAGUUAUGGAAUUGGAAAAAGAAAUUGCCAAUGCUACAACUAAACCUGAAGAUCGAAAUGACCCCAUGCUUCUUUACAACAAAAUGACAUUAGCCCAGAUCCAAAAUAACUUUUCACUAGAGAUCGAUGGGAAGCCAUUCAGCUGGUCAAAUUUCACAAAUGAAAUCAUGUCAACUGUGAAUAUUAGUAUUCCAAAUGAGGAAGAUGUGGUUGUUUAUGCUCCAGAAUAUUUAACCAAACUUAAGCUCACUCUUACCAAAUAUUCUGCCAGAGAUCUUCAAAAUUUAAUGUCCUGGCGGUUCAUAAUGGAUCUUGUAAGCAGCCUCAGCCGAACCUACAAGGAGUCCAGAAAUGCUUUCCGCAAGGCCCUUUAUGGCACAACAUCAGAAACAGCAACAUGGAGACGUUGUGCAAACUAUGUCAAUGGAAAUAUGGAAAAUGCUGUGGGAAGGCUGUACGUGGAAGCAGCAUUUGCUGGAGAGAGUAAACAUGUGGUUGAGGAUUUGAUUACUCAAAUCCGUGAGGUGUUUAUUCAGACUUUAGAUGACCUCACUUGGAUGGAUGCUGAAACGAAAAAGAAAGCUGAGGAAAAGGCCUUAGCCAUUAAAGAAAGAAUUGGCUAUCCUGAUGACAUUAUUUCAAAUGAUAAUAAACUGAAUAAUGAAUACCUCGAGUUGAACUACAAGGAAGAUGAAUACUUUGAGAACAUAAUUCAAAACUUGAAGUUCAGCCAAAAUAAACAGCUAAAGAAGCUCCGAGAAAAGGUGGACAAGGAUGAGUGGAUAAGCGGAGCAGCUGUAGUCAAUGCAUUUUAUUCUUCAGGCAGAAAUCAGAUAGUCUUCCCAGCUGGCAUUCUGCAGCCCCCCUUCUUCAGUGCCCAGCAGUCUAACUCAUUGAACUACGGGGGUAUCGGCAUGGUCAUAGGACAUGAAAUCACCCAUGGCUUCGAUGACAAUGGCAGAAAUUUCAACAAGGAUGGAGACCUUGUUGACUGGUGGACUCAACAGUCGGCAAAUAAUUUUAAAGACCAAUCCCAAUGCAUGGUGUACCAGUAUGGAAACUUCUCCUGGGACCUAGCAGGUGGACAGCAUCUCAAUGGAAUUAAUACACUGGGCGAAAAUAUUGCUGAUAAUGGAGGUAUUGGCCAAGCAUACAGAGCCUAUCAAAAUUAUGUUAAAAAGAAUGGUGAAGAAAAAUUACUUCCUGGACUUGACCUAAAUCACAAACAACUAUUCUUCUUGAACUUUGCCCAGGUGUGGUGUGGCACGUACAGGCCAGAGUAUGCUGUCAAUUCCAUUAAAACAGAUGUUCACAGUCCAGGGAAUUUCAGGAUUAUUGGGACUUUGCAGAACUCCCCUGAGUUUUCAGAGGCCUUUUACUGCCGCAAGAAUUCAUACAUGAAUCCAGAAAAGAAAUGCCAAGUGUGGUGAUCUUCGGAGAAAGCGAUGUGGCCCUUGGCUAGACUUGCCAACACCACAGAAAUGGGGAACUCUGUCCACAGAAGUCAUUGUAAUUACUAGGAUGACAGAGCAUCAUAUUAGAAAUGAAGUUAGGUUAUUCUGGAAAAGGUGUGGAGAGAGGAGGGGGUCUCUGGUGUCUAUCAAAUCAAUCACUUCUCACUGUGUAAAUAAUGCUUGAUCUCUAAAGAUAUUACCAUUCAUUUCUGUUCCUCAUAUGAUCUGCCAGUUGAUGUCGUCUCUUGAAAACAAUGUUAACCCCUUGAUGUAGACUGGGAUUGCUAAUCAAAGGGAAAUUAAAGAGAUUGAAGCAUACAGUUGGCUCCAAAAGCACAGCAGUGGCAUGAGGGUUAAAAACACAUUGCCUAACUACUUAUUUUUACUUUUAUUUGUAACAUUUUCACUCCUACAGAACUCUUCCAAAGAAUUCUUAUACAUACUGGGGCCUUGGGACUUCAUGUAAUUUUAAACCGAUUUUGCCAAUCAUCAGUUUAUUCAUUCUGAGAUCAUUUUAUUUUAAGCUACUCUUAGGGCUAAAAUGAAUGUCUGAAACUGUUUUUCAUUGUACCUGCUUUCACCAAUACUGAAAUUCUUGAGGGUCCCUGCAAUUUUCUAACCAAUUUCUUGUUCUCUCUCUCUCUCAAAACUUGAUCUUUUUAAGAGAUUUGUAGUAAUGUAUAAAUAAUAAUUUUUAUAUUUAAUUAUUAACUACAUUUAUGGCUAAGUAAUUAUUAUUAUAGGUAAUCAUUGAAUAUUGACAUUUCCGACAGAGAUAAAUAGUUACGGACCAAGAUCUGUAAAGUGAUGUACAGAUGAAGAUUUGAGACUUUUUAAGCUUAUCAAUCAUAUUGAUAAAAAGCUUGAAGCACAAACUCUGGGUU
This is a messenger RNA of Neomonachus schauinslandi (Hawaiian monk seal), 3158 nucleotides long. It is a transcript of the gene MME, whose product is annotated as membrane metalloendopeptidase. NCBI's taxonomy places the organism in Eukaryota, Metazoa, Chordata, Mammalia, Carnivora, Phocidae. Gene Ontology annotation, cellular component: plasma membrane. The record is from RefSeq and is a predicted model, not a curated record. The transcript is spliced from 22 exons. Bases 1 to 2250 code for a protein of 749 amino acids. Gene Ontology annotation, biological process: amyloid-beta clearance; protein processing. Gene Ontology annotation, molecular function: metalloendopeptidase activity.